AUGGACUCGGACAAGGAAACGGGCAUUCAGCAGACUUCGCCUCUGAGAGACAGGCGGCAAGUUCGAGAUGGAAAUGGCGCCGACGGAGAAGAUGGACAAAAGGGAAAGGUCAAAUGGGUCUCGGAGUCGCUCUCACUUCCACGGGAAGCGUUGUUCGUUACCGUUGUCUGCAUGGCACAGUUCUGCACGCGCAAGUUGACUGACUGCAUUGCCCCCAUUGCGCGCCGAACCGGCAACUAA
Drechmeria coniospora is the source of this 240-nucleotide messenger RNA. RefSeq lists its product as uncharacterized. The record is from RefSeq and is a predicted model, not a curated record. Lineage: Eukaryota; Fungi; Ascomycota; Sordariomycetes; Hypocreales; Ophiocordycipitaceae. The transcript has a single exon. Bases 1 to 240 code for a protein of 79 amino acids.